AUGUUCGCGUGGCUCGGAUUGAUUCACGUCGACGUCGCGGUGACGGCGCUGGCGGUGUGGACGCUGCCGAGCGCGAUGGCGGUGACGGCGCUCGCGACGCUGGUCGCGGCGGCGGCGAUCCCGCGGACGGUGGCGACGCCGAGGUGGGGCGCGCGGUUGGCGCGCGCGGUGACGAGGACGGCGACGGCGUACUUUCCGACGCGAUUGGAAUUCGAAGACGAGGAGGCGUAUCUGCGAGCGGUGAGGAACGAAGAGGCGUGCGUGAUAGGACUGGAACCGCACGGGGUGCUGCCGCUGAGCGUGAUAUCGUUCGCGGAGUAUUUUAUGCACGAUGAGGAGGGGGCGCGGCGACGAGGAUUGACGCCGGCGGCGAGACGAGGCGCGCGGGCGCUGGCGAGCGCGGCGAUAUUUAAAGUCCCGCUCGUGAAACAUCUGUGGACGUGGUUGGGGUUGGAUCCGAUCUCGAAGGCGUGCAUGCUGAGGAUGCUGCGAGCGGGGAAGACGGCGGUGAUCAUUCCCGGCGGCGUCGCCGAGUGCAUGGCGAUGGAACGCGGCGUGGAGACGUUGUAUUUGCGCAAGCGAUACGGAUUCGUGAAGAUCGCCAUCGUGACCGGAGCGAAACUGAUUCCCGCGUACACGUUCGGACAAAGUCGGACGUACGGGUACUGGCGGCUCGGGCCGCCGAUCGUGCCGAAAUUCGUGGCGGAUUGGAUCGGGAAGACGUUUUCGUUCGCGCCGAUUAUUUUCUGGGGGAAAUUUUGCACGCCCAUCCCGUACGCGACGGCGCUCAACACGGUCGUGGGCAAACCGAUCGAGGUUGAAAAAAACCCAGAUCCGAGCAAGGAAGAGGUUCAGGCGAAAUUGGACGAGUUUAUCGACGCCAUGCGUUCGCUGUACGACAGUCACAAGGCGAGAUUCGGUUACGAAGACGUUCGACUCGUGAUUUGUUAG
Messenger RNA from Ostreococcus lucimarinus CCE9901, 951 nucleotides. RefSeq lists its product with no specific name. The record is from RefSeq and is a predicted model, not a curated record. Lineage: Eukaryota; Viridiplantae; Chlorophyta; Mamiellophyceae; Mamiellales; Bathycoccaceae. Gene Ontology annotation, biological process: triglyceride biosynthetic process. Gene Ontology annotation, molecular function: diacylglycerol O-acyltransferase activity. Gene Ontology annotation, cellular component: endoplasmic reticulum membrane. The transcript has a single exon. The coding region runs from base 1 to 951 and encodes 316 amino acids.